UCGGUCCGGUUCAGUCCAGAAUCGCAUUUGGUUCAAGCUUCAUCGAAUCCAACCCGAUUGUGUUCUCAUCAUCCCUUCCGUCGGCGGAUUCGCCAAUCUGUUCCCAAUCCUUCCUCCGCAAGCAGAGAGCAGCGUGGCAGCUCCCAUGGCUUCCUUGGCCAUCUCCGUGUCGCUCGGAACCGCCUCCGCCCUCUCCAACUCCGUGAAACCAACUAUUUCGAGAAACAUGGCCAAGCCACACGCCUCGCUUCAUCUCACGGGCAAGCAGAGUAAGGCUAAUAGUUUGUCUUUGAAGCUCAAUGAACAACAAAAUGGCUCUCUUAGAUAUGAUACAGUCAUAAGGGCAAAAGGCGAAAACCCUCCUAUAAUGCCUGCCAUCAAGACACCAGCUGGACCUUUGGAUCUUUCUACUGUAUUAUUUCGCAAUCGCAUAAUCUUCAUUGGGCAACCAAUUAACUCACAAGUGGCCCAACGUGUUAUAUCACAACUUGUGACACUUGCUACUGUUGAUGAGGAUGCUGACAUCCUGAUCUACCUAAACUGCCCUGGUGGGAGUGUGUAUUCUGUCCUUGCAAUUUAUGAUUGUAUGUCCUGGAUAAAACCGAAGGUGGGAACAGUAUGCUUUGGAAUAUCAGCUAGCCAGGCUUCGCUUCUUCUUGCUGGCGGAGAGAAGGGGAUGCGUUAUGCUAUGCCUAAUGCCCGGAUAAUGAUACAUCAACUGCAAAGUGGAUGUGGGGGCCAUGUGGAGGAUGUUCGGCGUCAAGUUGACGAAGCUGUUCAGAACCGUCAUAAAAUCGAUAAAAUGUUUGCUGCAUUUACUGGCCAACCUCUGGAGGUAAUUCAAAAGUACAUCGAACGGGAUCGUUAUUUCUCUGCUGCCGAGGCUAUGGAUUUUGGUCUCAUCGAUGGUGUAUUGGAGACACUGUAUUAGCUGCAAACAAACAGAAAGAAAUCGAUAUUGCUGAUGAACCAAAUCACGGACGCUGGUAUCAUUCACAGACUCGAAUAGAUCAUGUUACCAGGAAAAGUUGGAGAUGAAAGCCUUGCAAUGAAAUGACACUAAAAGAUUCCUUAUGUUUGAUUAAUUAAUUUUGUUCCCAUAGAUACUUUUUAGUUUGUAAAUUAUCAUUCACUGACUAAGACCCUACUUUGGAGGUUGUUCUUUGGUCAUUUUCAUUGAUCAUUUCAUGUUAGUUUUACAGAUUAAUUACA
Molecule: messenger RNA, 1212 nt
Organism: Zingiber officinale
Lineage: Eukaryota; Viridiplantae; Streptophyta; Magnoliopsida; Zingiberales; Zingiberaceae
Product: ATP-dependent Clp protease proteolytic subunit 6, chloroplastic-like
Exons: 9
Coding region: 146-931 (261 amino acids)
Biological process (GO): protein quality control for misfolded or incompletely synthesized proteins
Cellular component (GO): endopeptidase Clp complex
Molecular function (GO): ATP-dependent peptidase activity; serine-type endopeptidase activity; ATPase binding
Source: RefSeq, a predicted model, not a curated record